AUGGAGUUUGUAGAAUUCAGCGAGGUUUCUGAGACCACUAAGACAUCGUCUCUUCCGCAGGGCCAUGAAUGGACCGUUCAAGUUCCAGCAGGAUCAAAGCUAACAGUUAUUGUGAAGUAUGGGAUCGCUGAGAUACUGGGAACAGAGCUUGCCAACGAUGUGCCCUACACAUUCCAAGGUGUAAUAGUGAACAUCUAUGCUAUUGAACGAUCUAUGAUCGAAUGGAAGUGUUUAGAAGAGCUUGAGCCAAAAGUUUCGGAAAAUAAGUCAUAUCAUGCCUACAUAUACAAUCUAAAUUUUGCAUUAGAAAGAUUACGACUCUCUAGUUUCAAUGGACCUAGAGUACUAAUAGUAGGUAACGCCUCAACUGGAAAAUCAUCGCUAGCUCAAAUGCUAUGCUCAUACGCGUUGAAGAUUAGACAUUAUCAACCGUUGUUAGUGAACUUGAACCCACAAGAUGGUGUUUUUUCUUUGCCAGGUUCAAUUACAGCGACACCCAUUUCUGAGUUGCUAGAUGUUGAAAGUUCUAUAUGGGGUCAGAGUAUUACUACAGGUGCUACCAAGCUCCAUAACAAGCAACCUCUUGUUAAAAAUUACGGCUUGGAAAAUAUCAGAGAUAAUAGACCACUAUAUUUAUCGACGAUUACACAACUAGCAUCGGGCGUGCAACAGAGAUUAAAGAACGAUCCAAUAGUAAGAAGGUCUGGCGUAAUAAUUGAUACCCCUAAACUUUCACAUCUUGACACCGAAGAUUGGUCCGAAGUUGGCCACAUGAUAGAACAAUUCGAUAUUAACGCAAUAGUGGUAUGUGCAGAAAGUGAUGACUUAGCUAUCGAAUUGAGUGAAGUAUUCAGGACUAAAAUAGGAUCAAUUGUAAGAAUUCCGCCACCAGGUUCAAUUAUCGCAAUUGAUGAUAUCAUGAGAAGAGCUUUACAGAGGGUUCAAAUAAGAGAGUACUUUUAUGGUACCACAGAAACAGUCCUAAGUCCAUACACUAUGGGUGCUGGGUUUGAAGAAUUAACAGUUUUCAGGCCAAGAAAUAUCUCUGAAUAUGGAGAGGAUAAAAAGGAUGUUGAUCUAACAGUAUUUGACAAAAUUGAAGUCAACAGCUCAAACUUACAGCACGCUAUUAUCGCUAUCACUAAUAUAUCUAGAAAAGAAAGCCAAGAUAAACUUAACACUGCAUCGAUAAUCGGGUACGGUUUGAUCACAGAAGUGAAUGAUUCAAAGAAAAAACUCAGGGUAUUACUUCCAGUACCGAGUAGAAUACCAGAUAGAGCUAUGAUUCUCACCGAGUACAGAUACUUGGAAUGA
Molecule: messenger RNA, 1314 nt
Organism: Kluyveromyces lactis
Lineage: Eukaryota; Fungi; Ascomycota; Saccharomycetes; Saccharomycetales; Saccharomycetaceae
Gene: CLP1
Product: cleavage polyadenylation factor subunit CLP1
Exons: 1
Coding region: 1-1314 (437 amino acids)
Biological process (GO): tRNA splicing, via endonucleolytic cleavage and ligation
Cellular component (GO): nucleus; mRNA cleavage factor complex
Molecular function (GO): polynucleotide 5'-hydroxyl-kinase activity
Source: RefSeq, a predicted model, not a curated record